Molecule: messenger RNA, 1691 nt
Organism: Dreissena polymorpha
Lineage: Eukaryota; Metazoa; Mollusca; Bivalvia; Myida; Dreissenidae
Exons: 7
Coding region: 149-1537 (462 amino acids)
Source: RefSeq, a predicted model, not a curated record
AAGAAACUAAGCGGUUUAAAAGUGAAAUUAAAAUUGAUCAAUACAUUUGGGAGUAAUUGAAAAGGUUUCAUGUUUCAAGUUACAAAAUGGCGUUUAAAUCAUUGGAUUGAAAACAAAAGUAUCAUGGUUAUCCACAAAGUCUAUUGCAAUGGCUGCAAACAAGGCUCCUGAUCAGCUUAUAGAUAUUCUUAAGAAUAUUCAAGCGAGAAAAACCGUCAAGCCCGAGGAUGCAACGAGAGCGUUACAGCAGUAUCAAAAGGUUCAGGAACACAUCAAACUACUGAAAAAGGAAAUCGAAUAUUUCAAAGCGAAUAAAGCAAUAGAAAACGAGAAGGCACAAUUAGCAGCCAAGGAAAAAGAGGUAUCCUCUAAAGGCAAAAACACAAGUGUCGUCACAAAUGGUUCUAGGAAAAGCAGUUUACCUUCAAAACCAACAACAAAUGGGAAUACAAAUAACAUAAAACAACCAAGUCCGGCAGCAAAGAAACCGCUAAAAGAGGUAAAUGGUCCAAAGAUUUUAAAUGGACCCACAGAACCGCCUCAAAAGACACAAAAGACUGACAAAGAAAGUGUUAGCAAACAAUCGGCUUCUACAACAUCUUUGAAGAGUCCCAGACCGCAGAAAGUCCUACCUCGACGAGAGUCAAUUAAACCGGAUAACAAAACACCACCAAAAACUCUACCUCGUCGAGAAUCAAUUAAACCGGAUAACAAAACACCACCAAAAGAAGCGGGAGAGAAAGAUAAAGACAGUGAGCUUGCUCGCCUUAGAUUUCAAAACGCUCAGCUAAAGGUUACACUUGAGACGAGGGCUACUAAUGUCAGUUCAAAUCCUGAUGAUGCUUCGAAGGGACCAACAGUUACUCUGGCGGCGUUCCCUGAACCAGACAAACUUGUCGACGAAUUCCGAGCAAUACACGAAAAUGAGUGGCGAAGCGCCUUUCACGACCUUGACAAGCAUUACAAGUUCGAGGAAGAUGCUAUAACAGAUUUAUUAGCUACUCUUGCAAAGGAGGCUUAUAACUUUUGUCAAACCGAAGAAAAGCAACAAUUUGAAGAUAUCAAGAAGGCUCAUGCUCAUCUUACGGACGUGUUGGUUCAGCCCAAAUAUGCAACGCAGACAAGAGACGUUCAUACUGCAAAAUCUAAGUCUAUAAUCGAUAAAGACGGAUUUGCUGUAACUAGAAAAUUUCUACGAGAAUACCGGAAAGCCAUGGGUCGUGUGCCUAUUCCUGGAUUAGUUGAUAUAUUUGAGCAACUUGCCCAACGGGACGUAAUAGCGCGAAAUACUUCUCUUAGAGUAACUCCGAAAUCAGUUCGACCAUACAUUCAAAAACUUAUAGAAGUAAACUGGCUAAUGGCGUUGCAAGAACCUCCCAUGGCACAACUGUUUCCACGAGGAGGGCAACUAAUGAAUAGAGAUUGGUUUACUGCGUAUUCGAAAAAAGGAGCUACAGUCAUCCACACGGUGUGGCCAGCGUUAUUUUUGCAUAGGGAGGGCGCCUUAGCAGAAAGAGGAGUUUGUGUUGUAAAAUAGUGAAGGGAUUAUUAGCAAAACGACCUUUUUGUUAUUAUGAAUAAGAUAUUACAUAAUUUUCUUAAUACAUCAUUUUAGGUCUAAGUGUAGAUAAUUUAUGUUUAUGAUAUGUAUGUUAUCUUGUUUAGCAAUAAAACAACGUUUUGUAAUUAGU